GUGGCCGGCACCGGGCCGUGACGUCACCGCAGAACCCGAGACGGGUGUGACGUCACCCCCCUCCGCUCGGCCCCGCCCUUCCCGUCGUGCACAGCGGCCGGAAGUCGCGCGCGGCGCAGGGAGACGUGGCGGCUGUGGCGGCGGCGGCACCGGCAGCGCGAUGAUCACGGACGUGCAGCUCGCCAUCUUUGCCAACAUGCUGGGUGUCUCGCUCUUCCUCCUCGUCGUCCUCUACCACUACGUCGCCGUCAACAACCCCAAGAAGCAGGAGUGAGGCGACCCACACCGGCACCCUCCCGCCGCGCCAUGGCGGGGCAGAGCCUGGCCCGGUGCCCGUCACGCUGCAGUGCCCACCAUGGUGCCGCACAGAGGCAGGAGGCCGCGCUUCUUCCAAACAAAGUUUUAACGGAAACACCAUAAUACAAGACAAAAUCGUGUGAUGUAAAAA
Molecule: messenger RNA, 448 nt
Organism: Falco peregrinus (peregrine falcon)
Lineage: Eukaryota; Metazoa; Chordata; Aves; Falconiformes; Falconidae
Gene: OST4
Product: oligosaccharyltransferase complex subunit 4, non-catalytic
Exons: 2
Coding region: 161-274 (37 amino acids)
Cellular component (GO): oligosaccharyltransferase complex
Source: RefSeq, a predicted model, not a curated record